Uncinocarpus reesii 1704 is the source of this 1233-nucleotide messenger RNA. RefSeq lists its product as uncharacterized. Bases 1 to 1233 code for a protein of 410 amino acids. NCBI's taxonomy places the organism in Eukaryota, Fungi, Ascomycota, Eurotiomycetes, Onygenales, Onygenaceae. The record is from RefSeq and is a predicted model, not a curated record. Gene Ontology annotation, cellular component: endoplasmic reticulum membrane. The transcript is spliced from 3 exons.
AUGGACGCGUUCGGCACUUGGAACGGGUGUCUCCAUUGCGCACAGCUCGUCAAGGAGAUUCCGGUUCCGUACUUGAUAGGCUUCCUUGUGUCGACUUUUGCGGGGCUUGUCCUUCUUGGAUACACGUUCAUCUUCCUCCUCGCACCUGUCCCGAGACUUCCGUUUCCUGAAGAAAAGACCUACCAGACUAUAUCAGAAGAUGGUGCUGUCACCCCAUCCGCUACACUACCAUGCUGGUAUGACCGGCUCCAACCUGGACCCAGACGUAAUACACUUGAAGACGCUGAAUUGUUCAUGUCUGUGGUGGUACCCGCAUACAAUGAGGAGGAGCGUUUACCAGGAAUGCUGGAAGAAGCAGUGAACUAUCUGGAGCGCGCAUAUGGAACCUUGACACCCCAAAAAUCAAACAGCGUCAACAAACAAAAGCCGAAGCAGGACGGAGCCAAUAACGUACACAAUCGGAAAUCGAACCCAUCGGACUCCCACACGCCUUUGAAAGGCUGGGAGGUGAUAAUAGUCUCCGAUGGAUCGACUGAUAGGACUAUUGAAACCGCUCUAUCUUUUGCAAGGGACCACCAACUAUCACUUCACCCAAAGGGCCAUGCGGGACCAUGGACUCCAAAAUCGGGAAAAGGUGUACACAUCCCACCUGGGACAAUCCGAGUUGUGAAGUUGACACAGAAUCGAGGAAAGGGUGGCGCAGUCACGCAUGGAAUGAGACAUGUUAGAGGAAAAUAUGUUGUCUUUGCCGAUGCUGAUGGCGCCAGUAAUUUCGAAGAUCUCGGGAAGCUAGUUCAGGCUUGUCAAGACGCUGAAGAUUCGGAGCUGCGAGGUGUCGCUGUGGGGUCUAGAGCGCAUUUAGUAGGGAGCGAAGCUGUUGUCAAGCGCUCCAAACUUCGCAACUUCUUAAUGCAUGCCUUCCAUAUUACAAUUCGCCUUCUCACUCCUCCGCGCACAGCCCGAAUAAAAGACACUCAGUGCGGCUUUAAGCUCUUCUCCCGGGCCAGCUUGCCCUACAUAAUACCCCACAUGCACUCUGAGGGCUGGAUCUUCGAUGUGGAAAUGCUCAUGCUGGCGGAGUUUUCCAACAUCCCCGUUGCGGAGGUACCGGUAGGGUGGAGAGAAGUAAAAGGCAGCAAGUUGAACGUUGUGUGGGAUAGCCUGGGGAUGGCAUGGGGCCUGGCAAUGCUCCGAGCAGCAUGGGGUUUCGGGGUCUAUAGAAGGAAUGUAUAG